UCUGGACAAGGAGAUGCCGGUGGAUUCCACUCUUUCAUCUUCGUUUGUGAAUUGUUGUAAGCGUCUCCUUCUGUCAAGAUCUGGUGGUCACUUCCAAAGACUUGGUCUUGGUUAAGAAUAUGGCACAACCUAUACCGGAUAUACAGUUUAAGAAGCUGCUGUCUUCAUCACCGUUCUCAGUCAUCUAUCUCGUAUCUCGCGACGAUGCUCCUAUGGUGAUGAAAGUGCAUCAUGAUUACUGGCCUGAUCCAUUUGCAUCGCGAAACCGGGAGAAUAAUAUCUUUGUCUGCGAAUCCCAAGCAUAUCGUCGUUUGGAAGCCAAGGGCUUAUGUGACCGUGGCAUUGUACCGCGAUUCUACGGCACACUUGAGAAGAUCGAUCCUACACUGCAUCAACCGUACCUCGACAUGUUUCUCCAGGAUGAACUCGCACCAAACGCCAUGCUUACCUUCGAAAACUAUACCAAAGAUAGCAUGGAGUGGCUCAUAAAAGGAAUUGCAGACAUACAUGACGCUCUCAUCGAACACGGCGAUCCUCACCCCAGAAAUAUGAUGGUUGUUGGUGGAAGUCCUGGAAGGGCAGGCUGGAUAGACUUUGGCCGAGCCCAAACAUUUGAUACGUUGACUCCCUUGAACCGAGAAUGGAUGGAGUCCGAGAGAAGACUUGUGGAUGAAAUUGGGAGAGAUAUGAUGAUCCCCCCUGCCAAGGCCAAGGCCACGACCACUCCGGACAGCCUCCAUUACUGUGUAGAUAUACAUUCAUAA
This is a messenger RNA of Aspergillus heteromorphus CBS 117.55, 764 nucleotides long. RefSeq lists its product as uncharacterized. The record is from RefSeq and is a predicted model, not a curated record. The coding region runs from base 120 to 764 and encodes 214 amino acids. Gene Ontology annotation, biological process: protein phosphorylation. Gene Ontology annotation, molecular function: protein kinase activity; ATP binding. The transcript has 4 exons. NCBI's taxonomy places the organism in Eukaryota, Fungi, Ascomycota, Eurotiomycetes, Eurotiales, Aspergillaceae.